Hibiscus syriacus is the source of this 348-nucleotide messenger RNA. Its product is annotated as heavy metal-associated isoprenylated plant protein 32-like. The transcript is spliced from 4 exons. The record is from RefSeq and is a predicted model, not a curated record. Bases 55 to 321 code for a protein of 88 amino acids. Lineage: Eukaryota; Viridiplantae; Streptophyta; Magnoliopsida; Malvales; Malvaceae. Gene Ontology annotation, molecular function: metal ion binding.
AUAGAAGCGAAGAAGAGCAAAAACAAACAGGAAUUUCAUCAAAAGGCUGCUUCAAUGGAAUCUCGUGCACAAAUGUCUUGUGUUUUGAAAGUGAACGUCAGUUGCGAGACAUGCAAAAGUAAGGUGAUGGAUGUGUUGCAGAAUCUCCAUGAGAAAGGGACAAUGAAAGUUUCAGGAAAUGUAAAUCCGUAUAUAAUUAUGAAGAUCUUUGAAAAAUAUGGGAAACAUGGAGCCAAUGUGUCAUCCCCACCAUUUCUAUUAUGGGUUCAUUCCUUAUGGAUCGGUUCAUCCCUAUCCACCUAUGGGAGGGCCAGACCAUAAUUUUUUAGAGAUAUUAAUUAUUUCUAA